AUGAAAAAAAAAUCAAGUGAGAGCGAGAGGCCGACCAGGGCAGCACAAGACAGAACAGAGGCGCCAGGCCAGGCGCGCGUGCGGCCUGGAGCACUCGGCCUGCGCACCGUCGCCGUCGACGGCGCACAGCAAUCGGCGAGGGGGCGUACCCCACCGCGCCGCACGCGCGAGAAGCGGCUCAGACUAGCCGCGGUGGCAAGUCAGAGUGCAUAG
Parnassius apollo (apollo) is the source of this 213-nucleotide messenger RNA. Lineage: Eukaryota; Metazoa; Arthropoda; Insecta; Lepidoptera; Papilionidae. The record is from the annotation of a GenBank genome assembly.